AUGCCCUACGUGUCGCCGAAGGACCUGAGCGUGAGCUCGACGCCGACGCCGCGCUCCGCCGCUGCGUCCCCACCACCGAAGCAGGCCAUGACUGAGCCUGUCGAGUCGCUCGCUGCGGCGCUGGCCAAGUCGCAGCUCGAGGAGACCUACGACUCGCCUCCCGCCCUGAGCGAGUGCGCGACAACGUCGACGAACAGCGUCCAAACACUGCAGUCUGAGAGCACGCCGCCAGAGGUCGAGGUCGCGUCCCCGAGCCAGUCGCCUAAGGACAUGCCCGACCCGACCGACGCCGUGGACCCCGAGGCGAAGCGGCUAGACGUCCUGCCGGCGCAGGAAGCCGAUGCCGUUGAGACGCGGUCAGCCGAGGACGACGAGCGCGAGCACCAGCACCACCUCGUCGAGGAGAUCCGCGCCGGCAUCGAGGGCGAGGAGACUGUCGUCCAGGACCCGCCGAGCGGGACGGCGCUCGACGCCGUGCCCGCCGACGCGGACCAGGCCGAGCUCUCAAAGCUGGCGCAGUACUCGCAGGCCAUUUACGAGUUCACUAUGAAGCUCUACGUCCGCGCCGAGAAGGAGAGCAUCGCGAAGGGACAUACGCUGCCGGGUGAGUUACCGCCGCCUUAUGGCCUGGAGUUGCAGGAACGACGGGGGGGGGCACGAGGGGCCACACGCCUCACCGAGGAGUGA
Trichosporon asahii var. asahii CBS 2479 is the source of this 687-nucleotide messenger RNA. RefSeq lists its product as uncharacterized. The coding region runs from base 1 to 687 and encodes 228 amino acids. The record is from RefSeq and is a predicted model, not a curated record. Lineage: Eukaryota; Fungi; Basidiomycota; Tremellomycetes; Trichosporonales; Trichosporonaceae. The transcript has a single exon.